AUGACGACGAGAGAAACGCAGCAGAAAAGCCGGAUGAUCGGGAAGAGCGAUUCUUUGUGGGAUUUGAUCGUGAAGAACGACGAUAUUUGUUUCACACACAUUCUUCCGAGAUUGAAUGAGACGGAUGUGAAAUUCUUGUACGAGGUGAAUAGUGAAACGAGAAAGUUGAUCAAGAGAUCGUCUCGUGCGGGUGAUUUGAAAGAGGAGUUUGAAGUUGAAGAGAUGUCGUCGAUAUCGACUUUGGAGUUUGUGUGGGAGAAUAAAUCGUUGUGGCCGAUUUGGUGGAGCGAAAGAGAUUUCUGCGUAAAAGUUGCUCGAACGAAUAAACUCGAGUUGCUCAAGUGGGCGCGAGAGGAGAAAAAAUGUGAGUGGGAUUAUAGGACGAUUAUUGCGGCCGCAGAACAAGGUAAUCUGGAAAUGGUAAAGUAUUGCGUGGCAAAGAAGUGUCCUAUCGGUACGUGGGUGUGUGCAAAAGCUGCCCAAAAUGGUCAUCUCGAGGUACUCAAAUACUUACGCGAAGAAGUCAAAGCGCGUUGGGAUUCUAAUACUGCCGCUGGGGCGGCUUUCAAAGGUCAUCUUCACAUACUCGAAUAUCUUGUUGAGCGUAAGUAUGAUCAAUAUAGCGUAUACGCGUGUGCGUUUGCAGCCGAGAACGGCCACUUAGAGUGUUUGAAGUACUUACACGAAACCGCCAAAGCGCCGUGGGACGAAAAAGCGGUACGAGAAGCGCACGAGAAAAACCACACCGACUGUGUACAAUACCUCCUCGACAACGACUGCCCAUUACCAGAAGGUUGGCAAUACGAGCACGGAGAGUUAAACGUGCCAGAAUCAGAAUCAGAAUAA
Bathycoccus prasinos is the source of this 846-nucleotide messenger RNA. RefSeq lists its product with no specific name. Gene Ontology annotation, molecular function: protein binding. Bases 1 to 846 code for a protein of 281 amino acids. The record is from RefSeq and is a predicted model, not a curated record. NCBI's taxonomy places the organism in Eukaryota, Viridiplantae, Chlorophyta, Mamiellophyceae, Mamiellales, Bathycoccaceae. The transcript has a single exon.